AUGCUGCUUCUUCUGCUUCCAAGUGCUUUUCUCCUUGUCCCAUGGGCUGGAGCUGGUAAGAUCAUUGGUGGACGGGAAGCUAAACCCCAUUCCAGGCCCUACAUGGCUCGUUUAUCAAUUAAUCAUGAGUCAGGGCCAACAUAUUGUGGAGGGUUCCUGAUUCGCCCAGAUGCAGUGCUCUCAGCAGCUCACUGCGUGGCUGGAAAAAAGAAAGUGAAUAUCACUGUGACCUUGGGAGCCCACAAUAUGAAAAAGGAAGAACUGAGCCAGCAGGCAUUCCACGUUGGCUACUGGGUCAUCCAUCCCAACUACUCAGGAGAUGCCUUUGAAAAUGACAUCAUGCUGCUGAAGGGUGAUUCUGGUGGACCAUUAAUCUGCAAUGGGAAGGCUCACGGCAUUGUUUCUCAUGGGCGCAAAUAUUGCAUCUUCCCGAAAGUAUUUACCAAAGUCUCCUACUUUGAGCCCUGGAUACACAAAGAGCUGAGGAAGUUUGCGCUCCAAGACGAACCUGACUCUCCCUCCUCUGACUAA
This is a messenger RNA of Leptosomus discolor (cuckoo roller), 531 nucleotides long. Lineage: Eukaryota; Metazoa; Chordata; Aves; Leptosomiformes; Leptosomidae. The record is from RefSeq and is a predicted model, not a curated record.